Lagopus leucura (white-tailed ptarmigan) is the source of this 6345-nucleotide messenger RNA. Its product is annotated as coiled-coil domain-containing protein 81-like. NCBI's taxonomy places the organism in Eukaryota, Metazoa, Chordata, Aves, Galliformes, Phasianidae. Gene Ontology annotation, cellular component: centrosome. The transcript is spliced from 12 exons. The coding region runs from base 2138 to 3595 and encodes 485 amino acids. The record is from RefSeq and is a predicted model, not a curated record.
CGGCACAGUCCGGGCCUGCAAGCCACGGCGCGUCCGGGCGAGGCUCCGAGCUGGCGAGCCUCUGCCCGGAGGGACCGCAUCCAGCACGGCAGGCGUCGGCUGGUUAGCGUGCGAGGCCGGGACAGCUCGCAGGCUGCGGCUCCGGGGCGGGCACAGCAAGUCGCAGCGCCGGUGACAUCAGCCGGGCUGCUGGAGCCUGAGUGCUGUCGCGCUGCGUUUCCAUGCCGACGGCGGCCCCCCCCGAGGAGCCGAGGGCAGCUUUCUGCCGUGUUUGUUACCCGAUGAAGCCCGUUGCGGGGGGGCUGGGCAGACAGCCUUGCCACAGAGGCCCGUGCUGCAGCAGGAUUGACAGCACGACUCUUUCUGUUUCUCCUUGAGCCCUGGCCAGGCUUCGGGAAGAAAACCAAGAGGAGAAAGAGGGCACUGGCUGUUCCCCUGGACUGUGCCAUCAAUUGGUUUAUUCCAUGCUAGAAAAGCUGGAGCUGCUUGCAGCGGCUCUGGACGCCUCACCCGUGGGAUGGAUGCAUUGCUGAUGGAUGCAACUUCCCUGUGGCUGGGAGAGGUUCUCCAGAUCCUCAUUGCAAACGGGCUCCCCAGUGACUGCGGCUCUGUGUGAUGGUUAAAUACUGGGGCGAUUGGUGAUGUACCUUCCUUCAUCGCUGCGCUCACGUGGCAAGGAGCAGGCCCACUGCCUUGCUUACUGCCUUUACUGCUAGCUUCUCCUUUGGUUACAGACGCUGCCAGUAUUAUUGUUUCUACUAUUUUGUCGUAGGCAGUAAAAUAAGCCUAUCUCAAAGAUGUUGGUGUCUUUGUUCUCCCUGUUGAGCCCAUCGAGUGGCACAACAGCAUCAGCACAUGAUGGGCACGUAACUUGGACAUCAGCAACAUGACUUGAAAGGCCAGCAUCCAGAACAUCUCCUUUGGAGAGAGACUGAGAGGUUUGGGCUCGUUGAGCCUGGAGAACAGAAGGCUCUGGGGAGACCACAUGGCUGCCUUUCAGCACACGGGGCCUCACAGAUCACCCAGUUCCAACCCCCUGCUGCAGCCAACAGCGAGAUCAGGCUCCCGGUCAGGUUGCCCAGGGUGCCAUCCAGCCUGGACCUGAACACCCCUCAGGACGGGGUACGCACAGCGUCUCUGGGCAGCCUGUGCCAGCAGCUCACCAGCUUCUAAGUGAAAAACUUCCCCUGGAUGGGUUUAUUUUUCUGAUGUGUGUGGGUGAGGUUUCUUUGCUCUGAAGUGCCUGCAACUCACAGAACUUGGUAGAAAAGCAUUUCUGGAACUUGGAAACCCUGCUCGAAUGGCAACAGACCAUCUCCAAAGGCACCAGGUGUACCUGUGUAUGCCGGAGGAUGAUGGGAAUCCUUCUGCAGCCUCUCUUGCCGCCGUCUGUUGCCUCCACGGCACCUGCUGGCAUCUCGUCUGCCUGCAGAUACCGCAAUGUAACACUCAGGCUAUGGGAGAGUUGGCACCGAGCAACAUUCGUGUGGGCUCCAGCAGAAAGAGUGCCGUGUGAUGCAUGGCAGGCACGGUGCAGGGCUGACUGCCUCUCCCGCUCACUACCCAGCCUCUGUUGAGCUGAAUUCAGCCUGUGUGACACGUGGCAGGUCCUUGUGCCAUUUGCCGAGUAAACCACGACAACUGUCGAUAAUGAUAUUUCAAGCUCGUGAGGUGUGUGUGCCUGAGAAUGCACAGGGUUUUGUUUAUUUAGCAGACGUGAAACAACUUCUCUUACUAAACCAUUAAAGUUAGGCUUGCGUUCUUUCGUAAAAUAAUUUAGUAAGUUAACUGGAACUCCUCCUGGAAGAGGAGCUCCCCUCCCCUACCGGUGACCUAACAGAGCUCCAGGUGACACGGGCUGAUGUCACAAUGCCAUUUGCUGCCUCACAAGCAGAUCUUCCCCGGGGCAGCAGCAGAGCCGGCACUUCCCUGCAGGGCCUGGGUGCUGCUGCAGCACUGCUCAGGGGCUCUGUCCUUCUGUGGCCAGGAGUCGAUUCCGGGGCAGCCAGGCUGCACUGGGUGACCCUCGCUGACGCGUGGAGGAGCAGGGGCGCUUUGCAGAGAAUUGUUGGUUGGUUGAGGAGCCUUGUUGGUGGAGGCCAUCCUUAGUUCUGAGCUGAGGCUGUCGGCAAGCCACAUGGAAGGCUGCUGGACUGUGAGCGUCAGCUCGGAGCUGGCCUCCGCGUUCCCAACGCUGCUGGAACUCUCUACUGAAGAGAUUGUGGCGGUCUGGGACGCUGUGUCUCAGUACAUCCUGGAACAGAUGAAGCUGGACAAGGGAGUCCUGGUUCCGGGACUUGGGUUCUUUGCUGGGGUCCAAGAGCAAUUCCACAGCAAAGAGGGGCUUUCAGUCCGAAGACCCAUCUUCGAACUGAACAUCGGGGCGCUGUGGCUGCCAGACCUCCAGUCUCCCAACUACAUCAUCCCUGACGAUGUCAAGAUUGAGCCGCUCAACUACCAGCAGCUCUCGCGAGCCUCCGGCGUACCGCUGCACUUGGUGCUGCGCUGCGUGCGGGAGAGCGUGCUCCUGUACUGUCACCUCCUGAGGAACAAGACACCCGUCCCGUUCGUGUUCAAGAACCUCGGCGUUAUGACCUGCCAGGACAACUUCCUCUGCAUGAAGUUCUUCUGCAGCUGCGUUGAAACGCUGGAGAGCAAUGCCCCCGUCCUCGCACUGAUCCACACCAGACUCUGGAUGGAAGAUCCUGCUGACUUCGGGCCAGAGACCGCCGCCCGUGGGAUCCGCGUGUUCCCGAAGUUUCAGCUCACUGUGGAAAAGAGCAGAGCAGAGGCUGCUGCAGACAAGAAAUCCGCAAUAGAGCGGAAGAUGAGUAGAGGGGUCUCUGCCGGCAAGCUGCUGCCAAGGCGGAAUACACUUACCCCCACCAUGCUGCAGCGCAAGCCAGGUUCAAGGCAGCAAAAGUUGGCGAAGGAGCCUCCUACCAGCGCGCUCCCGCCAUGUGUAGGCAGCUUCCGCAGGACAAAGACAGGAGGACAGAAGGAAGCAUCUACUGCACAGACCAGCACUGCACUCCCUGCCACCGAGGAGUCUAAGAGAAUGCUGCAGGAGCUCCAGGAAGUGUCUGCGCUGUGGAAAGAAGCAGACCACACAUGGCCUGUGCACCAGCAGCAAAUAGAGCAAACACAGGCAGAAAUGGCAGCAUGGGAAGGCUGGAGCACAGGGAAGGACCAGCGUCCACCCCAGCUGGUGGCCAGGGAGAGCGUGCGUGUUCCGCAUCCUCCAGCCCAGCCCAGGAGACAGCAAGUGGGAAGGAGAUGGAGGAAGGACGUGGAUCCUGUGCCAGGAAGUAAAAUGGGGACGGCGACCAAGCUGACACUGCAUGCUGACCUCCUUUCCCCGCGAGCGGCUCAGGUGCUCCAGAAGUUGGAGCCGCACCUCCAUCAGCAAGAGGCUUUUGCCAGCACCGCAGAAAGAAACCGGCAGAAGCUGGAGCUGAAGCAGCAGCUCGCCAGGGCUCGAUGCUCGCACCGCUCCAGAGAGGAAGGUGCAGCCAACCGUGGUGACCGCGGUGGAGCUGUCAGCAAGGAGGCUGGGAAGCCGUCCAGAUUUCCACCUGUGAAUGGAAAAUCGUAGAAUCAAAGACUGGUGGGAUGGCCUGGGUGGAAAAGGACCUUGAAGAUCGUCUGGUUUCAACCCCCCUGCUGUGUGCGGGGUCGCCCACCAGCAGACCGGGCUGCCCAGAGCCACAUCCAGCCUGGCCUUGAAUGCCUCCAGGGGCAUCCGCCACCUUUCGGCCCUGGUUCCUCAUUGGCUGAGUACUGCAGGUUCACACUCUUUUAGUUCACUUUUUUGAUCAACUAUUUCUAAGGAUAAGUUACAGAAUACAAAUACACUGUGUUCUACUUCUUCAAACCAAUUGCCCUUUUUAAUAUCUAAUGCAGAAACAACAUUCCAUUCCCACACUGGUGAGCACUUUCCAAUUAUCUCUGAUUAUCUUUUUCAAUGUGACAAUCUUACUAGCCUGACUUAUCCAUAUAGUCAUUGAUCAUCCAAUACUUUACGACAUCUGCGUGCUUAUUGAUCGUACAAACUGCAGUGCACUUACAGAAUGUAAGGCCCGGCAACCAGCACGUCCCGGCUCGCCGCACCCCGGAGGUUCUCCUGGCUUCGGUUCCCAGCGCUGCGCCCCGGCGAAGAAGGAUGCUAUGGGGGACCAUGUCAAAGGCCUUACUGAAGACCAGAUAGAUGACACCAGUGACUCUUCCCCUGUCCAUUGAUGCAGUGACACCAUCAUAAAAAACCACUAGUUCUCUGCUACAUGGGUCAACACAGUGGACUUUAGAACUUGCACUGCAUGUCCAAGAUGAGUUUUUAAAGCUCUGUUGGCAGGCAAUGGAAGUAGCCACUCUUCACAAGAAAAUGCAGCUGUUGUUUGGGUUGCUGAGAUGGACCAAGGGAUUACUAAAAGAUGUUUUGUUGAGCAGAAGCUGGAUUUUGCAUUCCUUGGCAAGUUCCACAGGCAGCAUGAUUUAAGAAGAAGCAUUUGAAAUCUCCUGGAAUUAAAAUGUCUUAGGGAAGAUCCUAGAGGUGAACUAGGAGUUCAGGUCCAGGAAUCCUGCCCUCUACAUGCAUGAUGGCUAACUGAUGCUUCCAUGGAAAACUUACAAGAUUAAUGCGAGGUGUUGGAUUGAAUGACAUUCUGAAGAAAACAACUCCAUCCCUAAAACAUAGCAUAGGAAGUUCUGCAAAAAUGUGCAUAAGAAUUUCUUUAUGCUGAGGGUGACGGAGCACUGGAACAAGCUGCCCAGGGAGGUGGUGGAGUCCCCUUUUCUGGAGAUAUUCAGAACAUGCCUGGACACCUAGUUGUGCGACCUGCUGUAGGGAACCUGCUUUGGCAGGGGGUUGGACUUGAUCUCUGGGGGUCCCUUCCAACCCCUACAAUUCUGUGAUUCUGUGAAAGUAUUACUUCCUUCAACCCUCGUCUGCCUGACAGCUCUACAAGGCGCAGAGCUCAGCUGCACGAGCAAACAGCACAGUCUGGUGCGCCAGCUGGGAAACACACUUCAUUCCUGAGCCAAACAGCUGGCAGACCAAGUGCCUGCACCAGGAGCAGCACUGUCCUGUUAGCCCACAUCCAACCCAGAAAACAAAAGACGCUGUUCUACAGCCAGAACAGAAACUGAGGUUUAAACUGCAGUGUGCUCACACAAAGCAGUACUGCUCUCAUUGCUGCUCACAUGGCAGCAGAGGAACCCCGGUCUGCCUGACAGCUCUGCAUUCUGCAGAGCAAAGCUUCAUCAGCAAAUAAAACGCUACCGGGUGCAAACGUCGAGACACGGAUCUCUUGUCCCUAGAGGGAAUGCACUCAGCUCUGAGCAGCACCACUUACACACAGACUUCUGUCUCACUGCUGCCAUCAGCUGUCGCUGUUGGCCUCUCUAAUGCUUCCACCGUGGUUACUGGACAUCCCCUGCAGCACUGCAGCCACUCAGAAGUAACACUCAACAUUCAUUCCUCCAUCCUUCAUGGCAGAGGACUGCAGAAACUCACUUUUGCGUGGCAGUGAGGACGGCCCAUCCCCAUCGCGUCCCUCUGUGCGCUGCCAGGCGCUGCCAGAUCUCUGGCAGCCUGCUGGCUGCUGCUCCCGAACGGGGGGAACCGCGCCGCGCUGCUUCUGAGGAGAGAAAGGAAGAAAUGUUGGUGGGGAUGGGCAGCCAAGGUUUGCAGAGAGGUUCCUGAUCGUACCAGAGGUGGGGUAUCAGAGUGCUGAAACAUUAUUUAUCACUAAGGGAAAAUACGGCCUGAGCCAUGCCCAUGCCAUUAGCCCAGGCUGUCAGAAGUGAGCACAGAACCCAACCGGUUAUUCAGAAAGGACCAGUAGGUCUUCCCCUGCUCCACCCCUUCCCCUUGAGAAUGAGAAAAAGGAAGAAAAACCUCGCAAACACCCAGCCAUACCUUUCCCCUCACAGAGCAGGAAUUGGAGCCGCGGUCGUCUCCGUGCUGAGACAUGGCAGCUGAAGUCUCAGAGGAAGCCCAAGUUCAGAUGGCUCUCCCAAAGGAACUUCCCCUGCUCCUGGAAGAAGCUGGCUUCACUGUUCCUAAGAGUGCCUCAAUCCCCAAGUUCUCCUUUUGGACAGGAAUUUUGUAGGAAGUAUCAACAAGUGAAAAGUCGAGGCGGGGCCUGGCAGCAAUUUACCAGGGGAGUAAUGGCAUUUCAUCAUCCUUACCAAAACAUGAGAUGGACUCAACAAGAACCCAUUUCCCCUGGAAACAACCAUGCUGAGAGGCACUGCUGGAGCUGGGAACUCCUCCCCAGCCCAGCUUUCCUGCUGAGACACCCCCCAGCAACCAGCCAGCACCAAGUAAAGAUCAGUAUGGCCUCA